AUGGGAUCACGACAAAUUACUGAGAAGUCUCUGUCUAUGUUAAGAUCCUUACCGAGAAUAUCUCUUGGUAAUAUUCGUAACAAUCCUAAAUCCAAGCCAAAUUCAAAAAGAGGCCGCGGACAACACGGAGGUGACAAGCAUGGCGCUGGUAAUAAAGGAUCAGGCCAACGGCAAAACUAUAUGAGAUUAGGUUAUGAAACUGGAAACAAUCCAUUUUAUUUGAGGGUUCCUCAAGAACAUUAUUACAGAGGCCACCAUCUCAGGAGGGAAUAUCCACCACUGUCAUUACAUCAGCUACAGAGCAUUAUUGAUACAGAUCGCUUGGAUAUAACUAAACCCAUUGAUAUUGCAAGUAUUAUCAAGUCAGGUCUCUACAAAUUUUUCCCUGAUCAGAAGCAAUUUGGUGUCCAACUCACUGAUGAAGGAGCAGAUUUCUUUGCAGCAAAAAUAAAUAUUGAAGUUCAGUGGGCGAGUGAACAAGUAAUUGCUGCUAUUGAGAAAAAUGGUGGUGUUAUUACAACUGCUUACUACGACCCGCAUAGUUUGAUGUUACUCAAGAACCCUAAAAAGUUUUUUGAGUCAGGUCAAGCUAUACCUAGGAGGAUGAUCCCACCACCUGAUGCUAUUGAAUACUACACUAGUGCUAAAACACGUGGCUAUCUGGCUGAUCCAGAAGAAAUAUCAAAGGAAAGGCUAAAAUUGGCACAGAAAUAUGGGUAUACUUUACCUAACAUUGAAAAUGAACCAAACUACAAUAUGUUAAACGAAAGGAAAGAUCCUAGACAAAUAUUUUAUGGAUUAGAGCCCGGUUGGGUCAUAAAUUUGAAAGAAAAGUGUAUUCUUAAACCGAAAGAUCAAGAAUUGUUACAAUUCUACAGUACAUAA
Molecule: messenger RNA, 885 nt
Organism: Spodoptera littoralis (African cotton leafworm)
Lineage: Eukaryota; Metazoa; Arthropoda; Insecta; Lepidoptera; Noctuidae
Source: the annotation of a GenBank genome assembly